GAGACGGAAGUAGCGGCGGUUGCCGGGGUAACCAUUGGUCGGGCCGCGUCAUGGGCGAGUUGGGCUCGGAGACCGGGAAUGGGAGCGCGUACAGCCUGCGGCCCGGCCUGCAGCGGCGGUUUAAGGCAUCCGCGGUGAAAGAAUGCAUCCGUGCGGUACUGAAGGAGAAGCUGGCCGACGUGCAGUACGACCCUGAGGCGAUCCCUCAGCUCACAAAGUCUUUGUCGGAGAUAAUAAAGGAUAGGCUGAAAGAGGAAGGAUUUGAGAGGUACAAAAUGGUGGUGCAGGUUGUGAUUGGGGAGCAGAGAGGAGAAGGAGUGAACAUGGCUGCACGAUGUUUCUGGGAUGCUGACACUGACAGCUAUGCUCAUGAUGUUUUCAUGAAUGACAGCCUCUUUUGUGUGGUGGCUGCAUUUGGCUGCUUCUACUAUUGAAGAUAUCUGCACAAAAGGACAGAGGUGGGGGAGAAUACUUGAGGGUAUUUUCUUGUUACCAUAACAAACACAAACACAGUGUUCUUCCUUUAAUACGUAAUGCAGUACAGCUCUACAAAGCACAUCCUAAACAUGUUGAACUACAGCAUCCCUCCUCCCCUGUUGAUGCCAGUAUAGCUGUAAGUGUGUCAUUAUGUCCUUUAUGUAAAUUGCUGUUUGUUUUUACAUAGCGUGCUGGUUUUGUCCUAAAAAGAGCAUUGCCAGGAGCUGUUGUUUUUAAGGCAGGCACAACUUCUGUUUUAAGAGGGUUCCAUUGCUUUUCUUUUGUUAGUUUUCUGAGGGGAAUGAAGUAUUUCCAAGAAAUGUAACAUAAUAAAUCUGUAUAUUUA
Messenger RNA from Gallus gallus (chicken), 823 nucleotides. It is a transcript of the gene TCTEX1D2, whose product is annotated as Tctex1 domain containing 2. Bases 51 to 434 code for a protein of 127 amino acids. Gene Ontology annotation, cellular component: cytoplasmic dynein complex; cytoplasm. Gene Ontology annotation, biological process: microtubule-based movement. NCBI's taxonomy places the organism in Eukaryota, Metazoa, Chordata, Aves, Galliformes, Phasianidae. The record is from RefSeq and is a predicted model, not a curated record. The transcript has 5 exons. Gene Ontology annotation, molecular function: dynein intermediate chain binding.